UAUAUAAACUAAAUAAAUACCCCUUCAUUUAAUUACCCCAGGGAGAUCACGGCAUCUUCUCUCUCGCUAUUUUCCCCCAAAUUCAUUAGGGAAGAUGGGGCUGUCCUUUGGUAAGCUUUUCAGCCGUCUGUUUGCGAAGAAAGAGAUGCGGAUUCUGAUGGUGGGUCUCGAUGCUGCGGGUAAGACUACCAUUCUGUACAAGUUGAAGCUGGGAGAAAUUGUCACGACCAUCCCUACUAUCGGAUUCAAUGUAGAGACAGUGGAGUACAAGAACAUCAGUUUCACUGUCUGGGAUGUUGGUGGUCAGGACAAGAUCCGUCCAUUAUGGAGACACUACUUCCAGAACACCCAGGGCCUCAUUUUCGUUGUUGACAGCAAUGACAGAGAUCGUGCUAUUGAGGCGAGAGAUGAACUUCACAGGAUGUUAAAUGAGGAUGAGCUGAGAGAUGCUGUUUUGCUUGUCUUUGCAAACAAACAAGAUCUUCCUAAUGCGAUGAAUGCAGCUGAAAUUACGGACAAGCUGGGGCUGCACUCUCUUCGCCAACGCCACUGGUACAUACAGAGUACAUGUGCCACAUCUGGAGAAGGGCUCUACGAGGGUCUCGAUUGGCUCUCAAACAACAUCGCUAACAAGGCUUAGUAGAUGUCCUGAGGAUGAUGAGUUUGGAGUUUCGUGCCAGAGUAGAAAGUUACCGCUUAGCUAAUUCGAUUUAUAAUAUAUGUGCUGUUUUCAAAUAUGCUUAUGAGUUCUGAAUUAUGGAGCUUGGAGUUUGAUGUAGUAUGCCCAGAAUAAAGUGGAACUUGUCAUUUCUCACUUUGCUUUUAGGUGGUGUUGCCAUUCUUUAUCUUUAUACUCUAAAAUCACAUUCAUCGAAUUUACCAGGUUACGUUCCGUUGAUUAAUUAUGUCGUGAUUUCUUGGCCUUA
Asparagus officinalis (garden asparagus) is the source of this 926-nucleotide messenger RNA. RefSeq names its product ADP-ribosylation factor 1. The record is from RefSeq and is a predicted model, not a curated record. Bases 95 to 640 code for a protein of 181 amino acids. Gene Ontology annotation, biological process: intracellular protein transport; vesicle-mediated transport. Gene Ontology annotation, cellular component: cytoplasm. Lineage: Eukaryota; Viridiplantae; Streptophyta; Magnoliopsida; Asparagales; Asparagaceae. Gene Ontology annotation, molecular function: GTP binding; GTPase activity. The transcript has 7 exons.